This is a messenger RNA of Mollisia scopiformis, 3221 nucleotides long. Its product is annotated as acetyl-CoA synthetase-like protein. The record is from RefSeq and is a predicted model, not a curated record. The transcript has 9 exons. NCBI's taxonomy places the organism in Eukaryota, Fungi, Ascomycota, Leotiomycetes, Helotiales, Mollisiaceae. Bases 20 to 3208 code for a protein of 1062 amino acids.
UAAAUCCUCAUUAACUCAAAUGUAUGCAUUGCCAUAUAUGUCUGCCAAAAUGUCCGCCUCAGAGAAACCAGGGAAUGUUCAGCCGAAUUGCUUCACAUCUACACUUGGACAAGCGGCUGAACGACCUGACACAAACUUGUCUACCGUCAGCGAGCUCAUCGAUCUCCAAGCGAAGUGCCAUGGUGAUAGAUUUGCUUGUGCAUUCCCCACUCCACGGGAUGGGGUUGAAUGGAGCUGCGACAUUUUCAGUUCUGACUUUCCCAGCUUACAAGGAGCUUCUCACUGCCUCGAUAGCGGCGGCAGGGGAGCUUAUUCCACUCUUAACAAUUCUGUCGACUUCCUCUUCACUUGGCUUGGUUUGAUGCGAGCUGGAUUAUCAGUCCUCCUGAUUGCGCCCCAAUGCCAGCCAGAAGCAAUUGUUCAUCUGUGCAAAUCGUGUGAUGCUCUGCAUCUGGUCUAUGAUGAAGCAUACCGCGACUUGGCCUCAUCUGCUGCAUCCCAUGCAGAAAGUCUAGCCAUCCAUCAAAUUCCUUGGCAGUCUCAAAGCCAUGAUAUUCGUCAUCUCAUGAGCCAUUUGAAACCAUUUCGUCGGAUAGUUUCGGAGGCCGUUGAGAGCGAUACAGCCUACAUCCACCAUACUUCUGGGACCUCUUCUGGAAUGCCAAAACCAAUACCACAGACACACCAUGGAGCGGUCUCGGUACUACCUUCCUUCGACGGCGGUGACUCAGCUACAUUCACAACAACUCCACUGUAUCAUGGUGGAAUCGCUGACUGCUUUCGAGCGUGGACUAGCAAUGCCUUGAUCUGGUUGUUCCCAGGAGACAAACGCCCUAUUACGACUAACAACAUCCUCUUUUGCUUAAAUGUCUCCGAGAAAGCGGCCCAAGAACGCUCCACACCACAAGUCAAAUACUUUUCUAGUGUGCCAUAUGUCCUUCAGAUGCUUGCCGAAGAUCCGCAAGGAGUUAGCAUGCUGCAGAAGAUGGACAUUGUGGGCGUUGGUGGCGCCGCACUGCCUGCUGGAGUUGGCGACGACCUUGUCUCCUCAGAAGUGAACCUGGUGUCAAGAUUCGGGAGUGCCGAGUGUGGAUUUCUGCUGUGUUCGCACCGCGACUAUGAAACAGAUAAAGAGUGGCAAUACCUCCGUCUGGCAAGCACCAAACUUCUCCAAUUCGAGAAACAGGAUGAUGAUUCUGGAUUGUACGAGUUAGUUGUGCGUCCAGACUGGCCACAUAUGGCGAAAAGAAACCGACAAGAUGGAAGUUACGCCACUAGUGAUCUCUUUGAACCCCAUCCAACGAUUCUGAAUGCAUGGAAAUACCAUAGUAGGAGUGAUAACCAAAUCACUUUGUUGACGGGCAAGAAGUUCGACCCUGCUCCAUUAGAAGAUGAGAUUGCUUCCAGCUCUCCUCAUAUCAGAGAAGUAUUUAUCGUUGGUAACGGCAAGCAAGUCCCUGGUGCACUGGUUAUACUCAAAUCAGACAUGUCUGCUUGUCGUGAAAAGGAGAUAUGGGAUGUCGUGAAGAACAUCAAUGGCAAAGGGGAAAAUCAUACCAGAAUAUCCAGAGGCAUGAUUCUAAUUCUCGAUGCCAAAACGCCGCAGCUUUCUCGGAGCAGCAAGGGAACGUUACUGCGUGCUCUUGUCGAGAAGAGAUUUGCCAUGGAAAUUGAGCAAUUGUACACGGUGUCAGACUCCGAAAAUUUCACCGAGACUGUUAACGGGUUGUUAGAACGGCCCAUGAAGGAUGAAUAUUGUGAUUUCUACAGGAGCGGCGUUGAUUCUGCAACAUGCACGCAAAUCAGAUCAGUCCUACAGAAAAAAAUUCUCGGCCGUGGCGAGUUACUUCCGUGGAAUGUUGUUUAUAAUUGUGGCAACAUCCAAAACCUCUCUCAAUACAUUAACGAUCUAAGGGGAGGGAGUCUGAAUGAUUCUAAAACCUCCUCAGGUGUUGAACAACAGAUGUUGGAUCUUGUCCGGCGAUGUUCGAAUUUUGAAACAUCAGAAGAACCUGAUGAUGUUGUCAAGCGUCAGAACCCUGAACCCUAUACCCGGGUAGUGAUUUUUACAGGCGCAACUGGUGCACUCGGUGCACACAUCCUAGAUAUUCUGCGCCGGGAUCGGUCAAUUACAGAAAUUUAUUCUCUCGUCCGAGCUGUCGAUCAAAACGCUGCAAGGACAAGAGUCUCCAGCAGCUUGAUUAAACGACGAAAAGAUUCAUUACAGGAUCAUGAUAAUGUUCAAUGCAUCCCAGUUCGGUUAGCACAACCGGAUCUAGGAAUACCAGCAGAGUUAUUGGAAGUUCUGAGAUCAAAAGUCACUCAUAUUAUCCAUGCUGCUUGGACCGUUAAUUUCUCUCUGCCACUUCAAGCAUUCGAAGAAGACAACAUUGCCGGCCUCUACCAUCUUAUCAAAUUCUCAAAGUCAUGCUCCCCUCCAGCUCGACUAUCAUUUUGUUCCAGUACUGCGAGCGUACUCGGACAGUCUCAUCCUGCCGUCAUAACUGAGCAAAUCUCGACCUCACCUUCAGAUGCUAAUGCUCUUGGAUAUUCACGCAGCAAAUGGGUCGCCGAAGCGAUCUGUUCUGCGGCCUCGAAUGAAGAGAUGAUGGCGGGACGCAUCAAGAUACUGCGCAUUGGACAGUUGACUGGAGACACCGUCAAUGGCGUGUGGAACAUGAGUGAAGCUUGGCCCAUGAUGCUGAGUACUGUGGAUGCUGUGAAUUGUCUUCCUCAGAGAGGUGACAAGCUGACCUGGCUGCCUGUUGAUAUUGCUGCCCAGGCUGUCAUCGAUAUUGCACUUGGUGAGAGCACGGACAAUCCACCGACAAAGGAUUGUCCAGUGUAUCACAUUGUGAAUAACUCGACAGAGAAGUCAUGGGAAGAUCUUCUCAGGUGGAUUCGUGAGGCUAGAUCGAAGCCAUUUGGUGUAGUUGAACCUGAUGAAUGGAUGAAAAGCCUGGAGAAGCUCGAAUCCCACCCAGCCCAGAGUUUGCUAUGGUUGUGGAAAGGUAGCAGCGCUGAAGAAGAGAAUAACGAUAAUCGAGAGAAACAACAAGCCCGCUUCGAAGUUGCCAAUGCGGAGGAAUUUUCAAAAGCCAUGCGUUCGGUGAGGCCGGUGGAUAAAGAAUUGAUACAUAAGAUCUGGAAUUGGUUGGAGGAACAGAUGAUUGGCAGCAAUGAAUCCCCAGAAGACAAAGCGCUAUAAUAAUUAGUUGGAG